AUGAAAUUGGUUGAUAUUGUAUUCGUGCUGACUGCGGCAGCAACCACUAAUGCAAUACUGAUACCGGCUAAUAACGAUGACUCACCCCAAGCAUCAGGCACUUCGAGUCAAGUAUCUGGUCCAACCAAUGAACCUAAUCCAGGCACUUCCGAAUACUGGCAAAGCCUAAUGGAUAUAAUUAAUUCAAGCAUUUUCGACAAAGACCAGCAACAAUCGAUAGAUGUAGUUGAUCCAAGUACUUCCAAAUUAGCUCAAGAACAACCAAUUGAUGAAUUGGGUCCAAGUAUUUCUGAACAAGAUUGGAAAAUCAUAAUAGAUGGACCCGAUCCAGGCAUUCCAGAAGAUUGGCGAGACUUGAUUGAUGAAGUCAAUUCAAAUAUUCACAAUCAGGACCAACAACAACCAAUUGAUAUAGCUGGUCCAAGCACUUCCAAACGAGGACGAAAACGGCCAGCUGAUAUAGCUGGUCCGAGCACUUCCAAACAAGUCCGAAAACAGCCAACUGAUAUAGCUGGUCCAAGCACUUCUGACAAAUACUGGCAAAGCCUAAUGAAUAUAAUUAGUCUAAAUAUUCCCAGCCAAGACCAACAACAACCAAUGAUUCAUGACAGGUCGGGCAAUACUGGAUCGAAUCAAGUGACUGGAUUAAGUCGAAGAUAUCAGAAGGUUCUUGAUGGUAUAAAUCAAAAACUUGAAGCGUCUAGAAUAAUACAAAAGAAAAAACGCAAAGAAUAUUAUGACCAUCAAGCAAUUGGAUUGGAGCAGCAAUCAGCGCUAUUAAUGGGCAGAGAGAUACCCAACUCAACGUACAACCCAGACACUGAAAAGCAGUUGAAAAAAGAGUAUGAAAAGGCAAGCAGAAAAGUAUACAAUUUAAGACGAGACCUGAGAGGUUUUAUGAAAAAGCAUGGUUUAGAUUUUGAAGAGCCGGAGUUGGAUUGA
This is a messenger RNA of Batrachochytrium dendrobatidis JAM81, 942 nucleotides long. RefSeq lists its product as uncharacterized. The transcript has a single exon. NCBI's taxonomy places the organism in Eukaryota, Fungi, Chytridiomycota, Chytridiomycetes, Rhizophydiales. The coding region runs from base 1 to 942 and encodes 313 amino acids. The record is from RefSeq and is a predicted model, not a curated record.